AUGGAAGCAUCUACCCCCUGGAUUUGGCUACCCCCAACAGGAGCUACGGGUGAUGUUUUCUUCUCAAUCAUCUGGUCUCUUUGGAUAGCGAGAAACAAGCGCAUCUUCGAAUCUCGCCACUCAUCUCCACAGGAAGUCAUCACGAGAGCUCUUACAAGCUCAAAGGAAUGGACGCUCGCCCAAAUCGACUCGAAGCCACCAAGCCCUCAGACGACAAUAACCACAUUGCAUCCACGGCCCUCGCUCCCUCCAAAUACGAUACUUUGCAAUACAGACGCGGCGUGGGAGGCAAGCACGAAAGCUUCGGGUUUAGGAUGGAUCUUCACGAUUCCAGGCGCCCGAUCACAACAGGGAUUCCAAUCGAACUUGCACGUCCGAUCGGCGCUCCAAGCGGAGGCUCUAGCGAUCAGGGAAGCUCUCAAACACGCCAUUCAUCUUGGCUACACCAAAAUCUGGCUGAGAUCAGAUUCAAAAGGGCUCAUCGAAGCCAUUGUUUCAAUCACAAAACCGAAGGAAGUCUACGGAAUCCUAGCGGAUAUUGAAACCCUAUCAUCUACUUUCCUCUUUUGCUCUUUCUCGUUUGUUUCAAGAUCACUUAAUGGGCCAGCGGAUGCAAUAGCAAAAUCUGCUUUAUGUAAUCUGAACUCUUCUUGGGCCUAG
Molecule: messenger RNA, 660 nt
Organism: Raphanus sativus (radish)
Lineage: Eukaryota; Viridiplantae; Streptophyta; Magnoliopsida; Brassicales; Brassicaceae
Exons: 1
Coding region: 1-660 (219 amino acids)
Molecular function (GO): RNA-DNA hybrid ribonuclease activity; nucleic acid binding
Source: RefSeq, a predicted model, not a curated record